AUGGCUUUCAUGUUUACACGUAUAGUUCGUAACGCAAUUAUCGCUAUCAUAGUGUAUAGUGUAAUUCAGUAUUUGUUGCGAUGGAAAUCGUAUUCCAUUUCACCGAAAAUGUUCCGUAAAAUUUCAGCAUUUUCUGUUGCAGGUAGCGACGGAAUUUGGAAUUUUAGGAAAUUACGGAGUGAUUUACGCCAGUCAUAUCCGCAACACAUCAUGGACAGCGAUUGGGAAGCAGUUUAUGGUGGAGGUUUGAAUCUGCGCAUAAAUAUUCUUUACGCAUCUCUGACAGAAUUCAUUGCUGUUUUCCAUGCACCUUAUAGAACGGCUGGAUUUGCUGGAUGGCAUUGGAUGAACAGUACAUGUACUGUACUGCAUGGGGAAGUGUUGCACACACAGCUUAGUGGAAAAAAUUUCCGACAUGGAGAAUUUGAGAAGCAUUCUUACGAUUUUGCACCGGACUCGUAUUUGGCAUGUUAUGGACGUGGUGUUGUGCCUUUUAGUUCGAUUUGGAUGGGUAUGGGUGCAGUGGCUAAUGGCGACCCAGUAUCAUUCAUAAAAUUGGCUUACAUCUAUAGCAAUGGCUGCGCCCAUCAUGUUAUACAUUCACUCGUAAAAAAAUUCAAUCAUUACGAAUCGAGGACUUUAAAAAAUGAGUUCUAA
Molecule: messenger RNA, 657 nt
Organism: Thelazia callipaeda (thelaziosis nematode)
Lineage: Eukaryota; Metazoa; Nematoda; Chromadorea; Rhabditida; Thelaziidae
Source: the annotation of a GenBank genome assembly